Molecule: messenger RNA, 501 nt
Organism: Rhodotorula toruloides NP11
Lineage: Eukaryota; Fungi; Basidiomycota; Microbotryomycetes; Sporidiobolales; Sporidiobolaceae
Exons: 6
Coding region: 1-501 (166 amino acids)
Source: RefSeq, a predicted model, not a curated record
AUGCUUGAACUUGGGCUCGCCGCACUCGCUCCCGGCAAGUCCCUCGUUGCCCCCUCUUCCGCGGAACCGUAUAACCAGAACCACCUCGUGCUGGAAGACGACUCGGACUGGGGUCUUGCGCUGGUUGAGCGGGAACUGAAGCGUCGCGGCGUUACGGAGGGAUAUCGCAGGGAUGCGGUGGUGAGGAGCAUCUGGCCGAAGCACGCAGACAUCGCCGUGCCCACCGCUAGGGUUAUCGGGAUGCGCUUCGAGAAACUUGAAGCGUAUACAUGGGAGGCGCGUGAGCAGUAUAAAGCAGCUGAAACACUCUACCACGCCAUCGCCAACAUCGAAAGAGAAGUAUUGGCCAAGAUCAAGAAGGGCUUGGGGGAGAAGCGGUACGAGGACCUUGAGGGGCGGCUUCAAACAGCUCUGCGCGAGCAAGGUAUUCAUGAGCUCGCCAAGCCCAGUUCGGUAGCGGACGAAGGAAGCUACAGGCGCGCGAGAAUUUAUGGGGCGUAG